Messenger RNA from Aphidius gifuensis, 1379 nucleotides. RefSeq names its product protein SET (gene Set). The record is from RefSeq and is a predicted model, not a curated record. Gene Ontology annotation, cellular component: nucleus; chromatin. Bases 187 to 1116 code for a protein of 309 amino acids. Gene Ontology annotation, biological process: nucleosome assembly. Lineage: Eukaryota; Metazoa; Arthropoda; Insecta; Hymenoptera; Braconidae. Gene Ontology annotation, molecular function: histone binding; chromatin binding. The transcript has 5 exons.
GAUAAAUAGAAAAUAAAAAACUAAAAAAGAGAUAAAAAAGUUCAAGUGGAUUUUGGAAAUAAACACACACAAAGUGUAUAUUAUUAUUUAUUUUUGUUUAAAGCCUCUUACUUAAUAUAUAAAUUAUAAAUAAUAAUUUAUAAAAAAAAUAACAGUUUAAGUAAUUAAUUUAAGUGAUAAAUCAUCAUGUCUUCACCAGCUAAAAAAAUUAAAAAAUCAGAUGAACCGGUGUCUGCUGGUGGUGAUGUUAAUGAGACGCGUGAUUAUGAUAUUGAAAUACAAAAUACAUUACAAGAAAUAGAUACUUGUCAAAAUCAAAUUGAUGGACUCAAUGAAAAAGCAAGUGAUGAAAUACUUGAAGUUGAAAAAAAAUACAAUAAAUUGCGUAAACCAUAUUUUCAAAAACGUAAUGACAUCAUCAAGAGGAUACCUAAUUUUUGGGUUACUGCUUUUGUUAAUAAUAAAAGAAUAGCUGAAAUAUUGGAAGAAGAAGAAGAGGAUGCAUUGAGAUAUUUGAAUAAAUUGGAAGUUGAAGAAUUUGAAGAUAUUAAAUCAGGUUACAGAAUUAAUUUUUAUUUUGACGAAAAUCCAUAUUUUACAAAUGAUAUAUUAACUAAAGAAUUUCAUCUUGGUUCAUCUGGUGAUCCAGCAUCUGAAAGUACAGAAAUAUGUUGGAAAGAAGGAUCUGAUUUGACUAAAAAAUUAAAAGGUAAAAAUCAAUUAAAAGGUCGUAAAAGGCCACUUGGUCAUCGUUCAUUUUUUGAAUGGUUUACGGAUCAUGGUGAUCCAAGUGCUGAUGAAAUUGCUGAAUUAAUUAAGGAUGACAUGUGGCCAAAUCCAUUGCAGUAUUAUCUUGCACCAGAUAUGGAUGUUGAAAAUGGUAUUGAAGGUGAAGAAAUUGAUAGUGAGGAAGAAGAUGAUGAUGAAGAAGCAGGUGAAGAUGGUGAUGAUGUUGGUGUAGAAGAAGAUCUACCAGAUGACAGUGUUGUUGUUGCUGAAGAAGAUCCUGAAGAUGAGGAUGACUUGAUGGUAGAUGAUGAUGCUGAACGUGAAGAAGGAGAUGCUGAAGUUGAAGCUGAAGUUGAAGCUGAGGCUGAUGGUGAAGAGCCAGAAUAAUAAUUAACUCAACGAAAAUAAAUACCAAGAUAUUUUUCUCUGCAACAAAUUGAACAGUUACAAUUAAAAAUAUUGAUAUUUCAUGGUUUCUUUUUUUUUUUCUAUUUCGUGUGUUUAAUUUACAAAAUAUAUUUAAAAUUUGUUGUAUGAUUAUUUUAUCUGACAAACCAUAAAUUAAAAUUGAAAAGAAAAAAGAUUCCAUUCAUGUGGAUUUUUUUUUUUAUCAAAGAUCUUUUUUAUUUUCAUAAAAAAAAAAAAAAAAA